AUGAUGAGCGGCGCUGAAAAGCGCGAGCAGAUGGCCAUCAUGGAGGCCGCCAUAAGCAGCGCCAUGAACCACCCCAACAUCGUGCAGUCCGGCGACCAGCCGGUCCCUGCGCCCCCUGAGGAGGGCCUGUUCCAGUGCGGAGACCGCAUCCACAACUUUGAGGUGUCGUUGGUGAUGGAGUUCUGUGAGCUUGGGACCCUUAGGGAUGCUCUGGAUGGGGGCGCGUAUAGAGACGAGUCGGGCUUUGUGAACUACGCUGCCAUCCUCGACACGGCCGCCGACGUGGCGCGCGCAUUGCUGCACCUGCACAAGCAGCAGGUGAUGCACUCUGACCUCAAGGCACGCAACGUGUUGCUCAAGGCCGACGGCAAGAGCGGACGCGGGGCGGUGGCCAAGGCCACGGUCGGCUAG
Molecule: messenger RNA, 411 nt
Organism: Monoraphidium neglectum
Lineage: Eukaryota; Viridiplantae; Chlorophyta; Chlorophyceae; Sphaeropleales; Selenastraceae
Exons: 6
Coding region: 1-411 (136 amino acids)
Biological process (GO): protein phosphorylation
Molecular function (GO): ATP binding; protein kinase activity
Source: RefSeq, a predicted model, not a curated record